Messenger RNA from Dunckerocampus dactyliophorus (ringed pipefish), 41433 nucleotides. RefSeq names its product RNA binding fox-1 homolog 3a (gene rbfox3a). Gene Ontology annotation, molecular function: mRNA binding. NCBI's taxonomy places the organism in Eukaryota, Metazoa, Chordata, Actinopteri, Syngnathiformes, Syngnathidae. Gene Ontology annotation, cellular component: nucleus; cytoplasm. The record is from RefSeq and is a predicted model, not a curated record. The transcript has 12 exons. The coding region runs from base 23807 to 24952 and encodes 381 amino acids. Gene Ontology annotation, biological process: nervous system development; regulation of alternative mRNA splicing, via spliceosome.
CAGCACGGGUGAGACUUGGUUUGGGUUGUACCUCCACGUCCAGUCCCACACCGUAGAGCCCUUGGUAUGGCACUAAUGCCAUAUUCACUCUCACCGUGACUUCGGUGAUUUGUUCCCUGUGACUUGGAGCCAGACUCCAUGAAGCCCUGGACCCUGGUAUCUGUAGCUGCCCAUCAACUUCAGGAUCCUCGGGUGUUAUCGUGUACUUGGCUUCUUUGUACUGAUAUAUCAUCUGUCUCUUCCAUCCAUCUAGAGCAGUGGUGUAUCCAAACAGGUUGCAUCCUUGCGGGCUCUUGGCCUGCACAGGCGCUGCUUCUCUCAGUGGCAGGUCUGGUCUGUUGAUGACUUCAGACACGAGCUUGGCCCAUGUUAUAAGCUCCCAGUGGCCAGGUCCUUCCCGGCCAUUGAGCCUUGUCUUUGCCCAGCGCCAGUCGAGUGGUCGGUACACUCUCAUAACUUGAGGGGCUCGUUCCGAUCCUUCGACCACUGGAUGCUGUCUGACUGGCCAUACAUGGAGUGGCCACAUUGCUUGUAAUGCGGCACCGCAGCCUGUCCAGUGCUGGCGCAUUUUGUCUUGGCCUUCUACUGUCAUGUUGGUUUCAAGCUCCCAGCCCCCUCUAAAGGGCAUCAAGGGAGCCAAAGGGCUUACGGCUCGUGUUACUCUCCAUCCUCCAGAGCGUCCUGCGUCGAUCAGUUGCCCGUUCCCGAGGCCUCCGAGGCACAUCGGGCAGUACCAGAGGAUCUUCCCGUCCCAGGUGCACGUACAUUGAUCAAGUCGCUCGGUGCCGGGGAACCCGACAUCCCAUUGCUCCUGAAAUUGCAGUCUCAGGAGUUGCGUUCCUCUACAGCAGGAACAGACAUAGGUGUCCAUCACCUUGGCAGGGUGAUGUCUCACCAGAUUCCUCAUCCUCCCUAUGUCCUGGUCAGGAGGACUGAGAGGCCGCGUGAAGCUUGGUCCGCUCCACACGGUUGGUAACUCUUUCUCCGUUCCGCAGACGGCACAAUCAAAGUCAGCUUUGUACCAUCUCACUUUCUCCACCUGAUCAGUCAGGCAUCCUCUUCUAGCGUUUUCCAGCAGGGUAAACGCUCGUCCGGCCCAAAUGCCAUUCAUGGUUCUUCUUGUGAUAACCAGCCCCUUGAUGAUGGCCAGUUCAAUAAAGGGUGGUUCUGCAGUGUGUUGGCUGGCCAUCUCUUCCUCUAGUUAUUCCUUGGUAUGAGUUGGAGUCCUGGGUAUGGGCUUCAACUGCUCCACUCCUUGGAUCCCUUUCUUCUUCAACCGCACUGUGUUUCGGUCUAACACUUCUUCCACUAUGUCGGUCUUCUCGUACUUUGCUUUCACUGCAGUGUUGCCGGGUAUGUCUCUUGCCUUGAUCCACACUCGCUGUCCAACACUGAAUGGUCCCGUGGGCUUCUGGUCUUCCCUUUUUGUUGGGUUCCGCCCACUUUCUAGCGUCACAAAGGGGCGUUGGUUCAACUCCUCUGAGGGGGAGGGUCUAUCUUGUCUCCACCUCCCAUUGAGUUGAGCCGCAAUCUCCAAUGUCUUGGUACUCCACUCUUUGCCAUUGGCGUUCUUUCCUAACCAGUUCUUGAUCAGGCCGAUGGUUCUUUCGGCGACCCCGUUGGCUUGAGGAGUAUAAGGGGGUGAGUAGAUUCGCUCUACUCCCCACUUUUGGCACCAUCUGUCCACUAAAGCAUUCUUGAACGGUGUCCCGUUGUCUGUCCUCAGUUCUUUCGGUAUACCGAGCCACAUACACCCGUCGUCCAGGGUGCGUAGCACACUGUUGGCGUUGGCACAUCUCACUGCCUUUAGCCCUACUUGUCCCGACAUAGUGUCCACAAGCACAAUCAGGUACUUUUCUCCUUUCAUACCCUUGACCCCCAUGGGCCCAGCAAUGUCCAUACAGACUGAGCCCCAUGGGAUUGUGCUCUUGAUGGUUAGGCCAUCCGCUCGUUGCCCUCUGCGGCCUGCGUUGUAUCGUCCGCACGCCUCACAGUUUCUUAAGGCAGCACGUAUGGCUCUAUCCGUGAUCCAAAGUUCCAGUCGCUCCAACUCUUUCCGUGUGGGUAGUGGGCCAACAUGGCCAAGCGCUUCGUGUACGGCCUGCACCACUCUCCCCACGGACUCCUGUGGGACUAUCCUCCCCUUAGGCGUCGCAUCCCACUUCUCACACCCUACCACUACAACUCUCCUUUCUUGCACGAAACGAUCCACCUGUUCGUUCCCUUGCCAAUGGGCCCCCUCCUUGGUAUGGGCCCUUUGAUGGACUACUUCUAUUUCCAUACUCAGACGUAGCUCGGCUAUCUUCUUCCAUAGCUCACUGUGAGCCACUUGCUUUCCUUUUGCUCCUUCAUAGCCAUUUUCUUCCCAAAUGGCUAGGUCUUCUUUGAGCGCUUGGGCACAGUAGUAACUGUCUGUUACCAACUGUACUCUUGUCACAUGUCGGUUCAUGGCUUCCAGCAAUCCUUCCAGAACUGCUGUGACUUCUCCUACUUGUGCACUGCCGACGGUCUUUCCUCGCCGACGCACUUGUUCUAUUCCAUUCUGUCGAAGGAUGAAGCCCCAAUAGGCAAGUCGGUCAUCGCCUUUCCUGGACCCAUCAGUAUAGAGGAUCCACUCGAUCGGUUGUUCCUUCUCUUGCUGGGGCUCCCUAGGCUUCUUGGAGGCUGUUGCUGGCCCGAUCUCAAGGUCUGGAUCCAGUAGGAUGUCUUCCCACCUUCCCCAUCUCACAUUGGUAGCUUUAGUGCUUUCAAUGGUCUCUUUCCUUAGGAACCGGUGCACGUUGCUCUGUGUUGUAACUUUAAUGCCUUGUCCCUGGGCCAGGUCUUUGAGAGCACUCCAAUAUCUAGCGAGUACGGCCAACUCCUUCUCUUCUUGUGGAUACUUCUUUUCCACUGAGGACAGGGUGUAGCUCCAUAGCGUCACUAGACCUUCUCCUUCAUUCUUAACACUUAUCACUGCAUCGUCUCCUUCGCAGGACACUUCAGCGGCUAAGCGGGCGGUUAGACUUCUUGGUUCCAAUCUUACUGCUUCUUUGAUGGCUUGCUUCAGCUUCUCCAGGUGCUCCUGGUCUUUUGCUGACCAUGGCCAUCCGUGGUUGUUUUCCUGCCCGUUGUCAUUCUUUCUCAACCUGGCAUACAGAGGUCUUGCAUGCUUCUGGUAGUGGGGGACGUGAUCCCGGACAUAAUUGCAAAGUCCCAAUAUCCUUUGUAGCUCGUUCUCUGUGGUAGGCGGCAGGAUCUGUUCGAUCUUUUGCCUGUACCCAUCCGAGAGACCCAAGUCUGUAGCUAUUUGGAAACCCAGGUAGUCGACUUGGAAUCGGGCUAGCUGACAUUUCUUGAGGUUGAGCUUGAGGCCUGCCUUCGAGACCCUUUCAAGCACAGCUUGCAAUAAGUCUAGGUGUUCUUCUUCUGUGUCGCUUGCGAUGAACACAUCAUCGAUGUACACUGCGACGGGUAGUCCCUCCAACACUUGCAUAACCGCUGAUUGGAACACAUUGGGUGAAUUCUUGUACCCUUGUGGUAGUCUUUGCCACACAUAUGCUUUUCCCCGAUGGGUGAACGCUGUUUUUCCUUGCGAGGUCUUAGCUAACCUUAGUGAGAAGAAGCCAUUAGCCAAGUCUAUACAUGACUUGUAUUUCUUCACUUGUAACGUUUUCAAUGAUGCUUGGGGAUUGAUCAAGCUGGCUCGGUUAGCCACUGUUCUCCGGUUUAGGGCUUUAAAGUUGAUAACGGGUCGCCAUCCUCCUCCUACUGACUCAGGCUUCUUCACCGCUUGAAUCGGGCUGUUAGUGAGAGGGUAUGGUUCCUCACGAAGUAUGCCCAAUGUCAGUAGCUCGUUGACGAUCACGUCCAUCUCAGCCACUGCUCCUGGGUUCAGUGGAUACUGCCUCACUGGGGGAUGUACUCCCCCUUCGAUGAUGUGCACGUACUUGGGCCCCAAAUCCCCGCAGUCGUUCUUGAAAUGGGCCACUAUGACCCCUUCCAGGAUUCGAGCCAGUCGCUCUUUUCCAGCCGGUGAUAGAUCGCUUUCCUGGAUCUGUUGCACCUUUACGGCGGGCACAUCUACGGGCUUGUACCAUCCUCCAUGAGUUGAGCCUGUUGGUCCCAUUUGAACCGCUCUUGAUUGUAGUUUCCCCAGGCGUUCUUGGAGGGAACGACGCUUUGCUCCCUUCUUAUGUAGAUCUUCUGCAUCCCUCAAGGUCAACAAGUUGUUUGGUCCUAUGAUCCAUAUCAGUCCUUUCCAUAUCCCAAACGGCAUCCGUCUGGCGGAGCCGUCCGCCAAUAUGACGUCCAAGUGUCCUUUCUGUUUGAGGCUUCUGCGGGUCAUUGACACUUCAGCUCCUGUGUCCACCAGAUAGGGUACUCCCUCCACAUCAGAGAAGAGCAUAUCUCCCUUACGGUAGACAUGGUCCUUUGUGACCCGCGCCUCGUUGGCCAUCAUUGGCUCGCCCCUCCGGAGCCCGCUGCCUUGCGGGACUCACGAAGGGCUGCCUUUUCUUCUGGUGUCAUCUUGUUGUAUUCUUCGGCGGGUAUGAACCCUCCGGUUUUCUUCGUAGGUUUCUGGCGAGGUGCUGGUGUCGGACCUUCACUCUGCCGUGGCUGUUGAGCACUGGGUUCACCAGGUUUUGAUGAUUGACUUGACUUCUGGUUCGGCCGCUGUUCAGUGCUGGUCCCUUGCUUUGCUUUACGCUUGUCGGCGUAAUGCCUUCUUAGCAAAUCCCAUUUCCUCACGGUUUCUUCGAUUUGAUCCAUCUUCGCAUCCGCUUUUAGGGUGACGAAGAGAUGCUCACUUUCGGCCCCCUUCACUACCUUUCGCAGGACACCAACGAAUCUCGAAGGGGUUACCGCUGUCUUCAUUCUAUGCCAGAGCGGAGUCAAAGCCUGGCCUUGCUUCAGUUUGUCACGGGCAGCUGCGAUGAAGGCAUCUUCGUCGUCUUCCUCGUGUAUGACCCAUCUGUCAUAUAUCUCUUGGGCCGUCUCAUCCUGACCGACUUCUUCCGUGGUAACAAACUGUAGCCAAUUCUUCUUGGCCUCUUCACAGACCCCACAGCUCUUAACUAUCCUCCAGGUCUCGCGGAGGUAGGCUUCAACUGUCUCUCCAGGCUUCAUGGCUCUUAUGAGAUUCUUCAGGGUUUUUAGGCCUUCAUAACCCCCCAUGGUUGAUCCUUCUCUCCGUUGUUGGAGAGCUGGGGCGGUUGUAGUGGCUUGACUGCCUUGGUCCGCUGCUUGCGGGGGUAUUGUUAUGACGGUGGCCCUGUCAUCUUGGUCUUCUACAACCUCACCACAGAUUGCCAAGUCCUUUCUGGCUUGGUCAUAGGCUGUUUGCUUCAGUCGUCUUAGCAUCAUAUCGUACAUUACUGCCACGAAGCCCUCUCGGAAGUUCUUGGUCAGGUCUCGGUAGCCCACCAAGGUAUGGUAGGAUGGUGUCAUCAGUAAGUUGGCCAUUUCUCCCCAAGUCAUACGGACCUCUCUUCUCACCUCUUCAUUCAGCUUAUACUGCCAUGCUGGAGGUAUAGCGUAAUGACUUUGUCCUGCCUCAGGUAUGUAGGCUUUUCUCCCGUCUCUGGUUUCCACAUGGCCCCAUUGCACGUCUCGGGCCAGCCUCUCGGAGGCUCGGUAGAUGUCGAGGACCUGUAUGUUGCUCUUCCGUCCUUUGUAGACCCCUGACUUCAGUGCCUGUUCUGGGGGGUCAUGAGGUUCGGCUGCAGAGCGCAGGCUGUGGUCACCCUGGUCGUCGUUCUCCUCUUCCAUUGGGUCUACGGGAGGUUGUCUUGCUAGUUCUUCCCCACCAGGUUGUGCCCUGCCAGUAGGUCGUUCUGCCCUGACUGGUCGCUCUGCUCCAGCAGGGUCUGGUACCUCGGCUUGGUCCAGUACCGGCACACUCCCUUGUCGUGAGGACUGACUCUCUCUCCCUGCGGUUACGUUGCUUGGACCCAGCGUUUCUUCUCGUAUGCUUCGACGAGGAGGCGACGGACUCGGGCUGACGUCCCAUCCUCGACUGCCUCUGGUCCCCUGUGAUGGUUGGUUCUUCACUGGGGUCCGUUCUGGAGCCCUUCCUGGUCGGGGCUUUGGUGUGGAUGCAGCAGCUUCGGACUGCCAUUGCUGUAUAUCUUGCUUCUGAGGGGUGUGAGGUGUGGUAGAGGGAGUAGUACCAGCCAAGGCGGCGUUGAACCUUUCCUCAUUCUGCUUGGGAGAGGAUGCCACUAUGAUCUCAGUUUUAGUCGGCACCAAGUGGCUUCGUUCAAGGUACACUUGUCCAGCCACUUCAGCAGCUCUUCGUGCUUCCAUCCAUGUCAGGGUAUGUGACCUUAGUCCAUCCAUGUACAUCACUAUUCUUCGCGCUCCUCGGUCUACCGCUUCACCUAUCCCUUCUUCCAAUCUUUUUGCCAUUUCCUUCUGAUAUGUUUCCAGCUCAUGCCGUCCUUCGUAGGCUCUGAUGGGGAUGUGUAAUGUGAACCAGUAGCGGCUUACCCCUCCACUGGUUGCCAUUAUGCUUAAUCUUGUCUUUUGGUUUAGGUGUUUCUGUAGUCGUUCUUUUACUUCUCCUCUGUAUUCGCUUCCCAUCAGGUCCCUCAGGUUGGACUUGAACCUCUUGUUUCGGGGUUUAUAGCGGUCAUCAGUGAAGACUAGUAGGCCAUCUGCUGUUAGGUCCCUUAGGUCUCCUACGUACUGGUACAGAACACUGCUCCGGUACCUCAACAGAGGCCAUGCCCCUGAUGGUAGAGGAUCCAAGUCGGCCAUGUGUGUCCUUUGUUCCUUGUUCGUCUUGUCCCUUGCUUUCGGAGCAUGGUUCCUUGACUGGGGAACAUCCACACGUACUGGUCCUAUCGGGUUUGGUCUUGUAGCCGGUAGUACAGGCGUCGUUACAGCCGAAAGUGGCCGUACUGGCUCUGCCUGUGUUCCUAUUCUGGCUUGUUCACUUACUUGGGUUCUACUUGUGUCAAUCACUCUUGUUGCUUGUAUAGGCCUGACCAAUUCUUCUCGUCUGACUUGUUGAAUUGGUUGGUUGUCUGGCCUUAUGUCUGGAGUGCGUGGCCUUGGAUGGGAUUGCCAGUCGAAUGGCUCGUCCUCUUCUGGUCCCUCUGGACUUGACGAGAUGACUAUGGAAUCAUCUGGUUCUGGUCCGGGUGCUGGUGUGCGUGGUGGUACAAGAUGAGAAGGGCCCGGUUCCUCGGUCGGUUGUAACUCUAUUUUGUUAUGGAGAGGGUCUGUCAUCUCCAUGUCUUCUGACCAGUCCCCGGAGAACGCGUCUUCAAUAGCGGUCUGUGUUUCCUCCCAUCUUCUCCUCUUUUCGGCCAUCAGCUCCCCCAGCCUCCGUAGGGUCUCUUGGUGCUCUUUACGCCGUGGGAUGGCUUUGGCUUGACGGUUGAUUAGGUCCGGAUGAACCUUCACUUCCUUGGCCAACAUCUUCACGGUGCUGUCAUACUCUUCAGAGGUGCUCACCAGAUGGGUUAUAGGUCCUCCUUCCCAAUUCGUCAGCAAUUCCUGCCACCAGGCCAACCAUUCCUGUGUUUCUUUGUCGUUUCUUGGUAUCCGGUCCGGAUGGCUGACCACCAUGACUACUUGGUCUCCCUCCGGACUCUGUCUCAUCCUCUGGGCAAAGGCUCUUCCAUUCGCUGUAAUCUGGCUUCCCAUUACAGAUGGAAGCAUGAUAGCGUCGAUGGAAGGGUUUAACGCUUCAAACUCGUCUCUCGCGUUUUCAGCCCAGUUUGCCAGUCCUUUCCCCCAUAGGAGUAUCUGAGUCGGAAUACUAGGGUCCAUCUUCAGAGGUGCAUCCCCUCUUUGCGUUGAUGUAGCAUCUCUUCCUGCCAUAUCUUCUUCUGGAGUCGCUGCCAGCGAUCUCCUGUAGUAGUGGGGGUGAGUUGCUGCUUUCCCAAGCCUCUCGUUCCGGUUUGAGUCAGGGAGGGAUUGCAGCUCACUGGCUACUCGACGCUGAACUUGUCUCCGCGCCUCUUUUCUUCUGGACCUGUCGCUCGUGCACAACCAGAGUCGACAGAGGUCUCGUAUCAGCUGAGGGCCUUCGGGUUCAGCGACAGCUUGAUACUCGGGUUCGGCCACCUUGGCUCCCCGUUCCUUCUUCUCGUGAGCCUCGCUCAGAGCGCUCACUCGAAUGUGUUGUCUUUGCUCUUUGCUCCAACAACGUCUUCUUUGACUGUGUCUUUUCACUAGAGAGAGUCCCCCUCAAGGGAAGCGUCCUUGAAUCCAGCAGUACACGAACAGGAUGGGCCCCAGGAGUAUCAUCAUGGGUCACUCAGUCCGGCUCUUGCAAUGGUCCUCGGGCACUCUCUCUCCUUCAGUCCGUUUCUAUUCCACCCUUGACUGCGUGUCCUCCUGGAUACUCGGGUAAGGGUGGCUGGACCUCUUUGUGACAAUCACAGUCCUUAGCGAGAAACAGUCCUUGUCCUCCUGCCGUUGCCUCUGUGGCCACACCGGUAAGAAUGUUCUUUUCCAGGAGACUCUUCUCCUCAAAGAUCAACUGUUUCGCACCGUUUUCAGGGUCGUACUAAACACGAAAUUAUGUAAGUGGAGCUCACAACCGUUUGGGAAGAAAACAAAUUAUAAGCUUACCACUUCAGGUUCUUCUGAAGCUCGACUCCUGUACUAAACAGCCAAAUCGAGCCCCACGUUGGGCGCCACGUGUUUAAUCCCUAGUUACCUAGGCGGUGCAAGACCCUUGCUCCCUCGUGCAAGAAGCAGGCGCACCUGCCUACCUGACUACUCCGUUCAAAGGGUUACGGUUUCUCCCGUAGAGGGAAGAGAAACCUCUAAGUCAGGGGCGAGAGGAACUCACCCAGGUAUUAACAGCCUCGGUAGUGCAGAGGCGGCCCCGCUGCAUCCGAGCCGCGCAAGACCAGAGUAACCCAAGGUUGGUCGUACGAGACGUCGGACCCUCUGCUUUUACGACUGCUUCCUCUCUCAAUGGAUAGUUGCUUUUGGUAAGGACCUGGGGUUAUUUACUCAUCUAUCAGCAAUCAGAGGGACCUGUCUUAACUAAGGUUACCGGAACAACCUCAAAGGAAUUUGUCUGUAACACACUGCUUACUCUUUUACCUUCAAAGAAGAUACUGGGUGACAACUCUUAGUGAAAGAGUGAAAAGCUUUAUUAGGAAAGUUAGCAAGGGCAUUGAAGCAGGUACUCUAUUAACUAUAAGGAUAUACUGUACACAAUGUCAGACUAGCCGCAAUGAGCUCCACUCACAUGUACCUAGAUAGAAAGAAGCGCAAGGCCGCAGGCCAGUGCCUCAGUCCUACCCCGAUGAUGAAGCCGGUAGUGAAGACAAAAAGUCCAGUGAGGAUGAGUUCGCUUCUUGGGGAUAAGUCUAGUUGAUGCGGGUCGGGCGUCGGGUGAUCAGGCCUCCGACCUUCCCUGGUUGUCCUGACGGCUCUAGGUUGCUCCCGAGAGCGGCAAGGCUGGGGACCGCUGCGGUGACUGGCUCCGUGCUCACUCAGGCUCAGCUCUUCUCUCGGUAGCGCCGCAGACAGAAUCUUCAGUUGGUGUCUCAGGUUCAUCUGAAAGACGGAGUCUUCCCCUUCUGCUGGGCAGAUGAGUUGAGUCCAAUCUUCCUUCAGCAGUCCCAGAGCUGUGUUGCGAGCCUUGGAGCUUCGGAGAUGCGAUCCAUGAGAGGAUCGCCUGGAGCCAGCGUCGAUUGUAGAGCGCGUCCUCUUUUUAUGCUGUCUUCAGUCUCCGCCUGCUCAUGGGAGUGUCCAUUACCUCAUUCUGAGACCUCCCAGAGGAGUGUCUUUCCCAGAAUAGUUUGUACUUUCCCCGACCGCGCUGAUUCAGCAUGACUCAUCUCCUUGGUUGAACUUGUGUCCUCGUUUGACCCGUCCUGGACUGCCAUAUUUGGUCAUCAUCCUGUCCUGAGAUGAACUCAGUGGUUGACCGCAGAUGACUCCUCAGGUGUCCUCAGCUGAACUCCUAAGGAUGUCCUUAUAUGGGUUGCCUGGCUUUGCCAUUGUUCUGCAAUGACUAUGACCCCUAGUGGCCUUUCACCAGACUACCGAAACUUAAUGUUCUACUUUGUGGCUUAAUGAUUAUGGAGGAGCUCACAUUGGCAUCAGUUAUCUUAUAAUCAUUAACAUUUUAGUAUCAAAACAUGUUAUUCUAACAUUACAUCAUGUUAUUUUAACAUUCAGUUCAGCACCAACAUCGGAACAUGACAUUCAACUUGUAAAACAUUAACACUUGUUUUCAUACAACCUUAGACAUCAACCUGUUGUUUCUGUUUGACAUUCUCAAGGCCAUAGGACUAUAUGCUUCUAUUAAAUCAUGUUGCUGAAUAAUACUGAUUAUAACAUCAUAACCUAAGUGCUUUAAGCAUUGCGAUAGUUAUGCAAGUAUCCCUAUUGAUGUGUAUUGCAAUGGUGUGUGUGUUUGUCCCUAUAAAUGCACAUAUAUACUAACAUGAGGUACCAACUAACUUGUGUUUUAUAUGGUUACAUUCCUAAAAGCGACAGAGUGUUUGAGCAUGCUAGACUGUGCUUUGUUCCUUGAUUAUUACAAGUACUUUUGGUAUAAAAGUUGGCCUUUUAGGAGGUGUUGUACCUAGGUCACUCGACAGUAUAUAUCACAACACAACAACUACAACAAAUCUGUUGCCAAAGCUCCUUUAGAUUUGUCACUGGAGUCGUUUAUGCUUUAUGGCGGUGUAUGUGCUGCACUUUACGUUUCACCAGAGACACUCGUCCGCACGCUGCAACCUCUUUUCUGCUGUGACAUUUUGCAUUAAUAGCAAUGACACGCGUUCGAGGUUACAAAGUAACUGAUGAUCGUUUAUUGAGCAACUGAGAGGACAGGAAGUCAUAUUUGCAUUAAAUCUGACUCAGAUUGAAUGUUCAUGUAAAACAGAUGCUAAAUCAAUGUCAUGCAAGUCUGCGUUAUAAUAUAGAAAUUGAUUGAUAGAAUAAUAUUGUUCUUGUCCUGUUUAUGAUCUAUGAUUUAUUACUUUUAUUAUUCAGUGUUGUAAUCGUUUUCUUUUGUUUCAUCAAUCAGGAGAUCCUUUCCAAACAUUCCAGUGUUGUGCAGUUUGACAAGUCUUUGGUCUUGCCCAUGGAGAGGUUAGAUUGGAAGAGUGCUUUUAAUUUGAUGUUGUUCCUGUCUUAGUUUUACAUAAUACCUUAUAUAUGACCAAUAAGAUCGCUAUAAUGUACGCAUUGCUACUAUUUACAUCCAUUCCCAUCCUUUAGCUGGCAGCCCAGGCUCUCACGUUGUUUAAGAGACGGACGGUUAACCGGUUGCUAGUCUUGCGAUACCCGGUGCAUGUCUACAAUUGAUGCAUCUAAGGAUUUAUGGCUGAUUCUGAUUGAUCCAGGAGGCUUCUUCUGGUACAACCGUAUUGCUCGCUUGCCAAACCGGAUAUCCGGUCGCAUCGGUCUAUCGUUCACAACCCUAGUCACUACCAUCUGAGGAUCUUUGCAUACUGUACCUGUUGUAGGUAUUCCAUAGUGCAGACUUCUAAACCUUAAUUAUCAAAGUGCUAGGAGAGAUUACACAUGAAAAUGCCAGAUCAUUUGUCAAGGUUGUUACAUCCAGCUAUAAUAAAUGCUGGUAAUCCAAAACACAACAGUAUGGGGACACAGGAGCUGACUCAGCAGUACGGCAAAAGGCAUUCUAAAUACGAUGCAGGAGCCCUAACGCUCGGUGUUGGGGAAAAAAAAACGGCCGUUGCGUUUUAUUUCCGCCAAUGGUACUUAACAGUGGUGCGAUUAUAAUAAAACAUACCACGUAAUUUCAAGGCCCCUUGGUGUGUGGUCUAGGCUGAACAUUAGUGAGGUUUAGUGGAAGCCUAUUGGUCCCAGCAAAGAAAGAGUGCAUAGCCCCCACACACAACCUACAGCCUAUAAAAACAGAUUUCCAUCACCCUGUUUUCUGUACUAAUUAAACAAACAACACAAGACAUAAAUCAGUUAGUUUAACCUGUGCUGAUAGGCAGAAUUAGUUCCUAUUUGAACAAAGGCACAGAUGCUUAUGCCCGCAGCUGCCAAUUAUAUGGUGCUGGUUGUAUUUCCAUGCUUAUUCAAAAUGCAAUGGAGUAUUAUUUGUCAUAAAAUCCAACUGUGACAGAAUAUAAAUACGAUUAUUGCCUAAAUGUUGAUCUAUAUCCCGGCAUGGGCAAACUACAGCCCGCAGCUGGCUUUUUAAUCCGGCCUGGCCGAUUUACAGUCGUCCCUCGCAAAAUGUUUGGUGGUAGACUAUGGUCUAUUAGUCAAAACAUAUUGAAAUACAAGUGAUAUGUAGUAUUCUGGUCACUAGACAGCAGUAAUGACACAAUACAUUGAGACAUUACCUUACAUUACCUUGCGACUGCAUGAAGUCAGCCAUGGCAUGUUCGACAUGACAGAGUGAAAAAAGGUUCUCCUCCCAUUCCGUGUGGAAGCGGUAGGUUUUUAGCUUCUUAAAUUCAGAAGAAAUAAAUCUGAGGUUGACUGGUUAGCUCGCUAGCUUGCUACCUUGCAGCCGUCUGGAGUCCCUGCAGCAUAAGAGUUGCAAUGUGGUGUAAACAAUGAAUAACAGGAGUAUAAAGGUCGCUAUGGGGGUGUUAUUUCAUGUCUACAGGGCUCUAAUGAUGUUUAAACCCGAUGUUUAAAGUCAUAAACAGAUUUUCUGCUCUCUAACUACAAAAAUAUUCAAUUUAUUAACAUUGAAUGCUGUAUCGCAGAAAUUUAUUUCACGCUGCCGAACCAAUUACCCGCGAUAAACGAGGGAUGACUGUAUUUUAUUACAAUUCAUUGCAAAGCUAUUUUUAAACUAGCAUACAUCCUGAAUCAUUGAACAGUAAUCACUUUUCAGUGGAAUAUACAGUACAUGUCGCUACGGUAAUCCGAGGGACUGCAUCCCAGCAACUCUGAGAAGACCAGGCUUUGAUACAAAGCAGAGUGGGGGUUUGUUUGCCAAGCAGUGCGAGCCUGUGAGAUAACAGGACGGAGAAGAUUUGUGUCACAAGUUCUGCAGAAAAGGGAUAUUUUGGUGUUUCUUAGCAUUGGCUAUUGUGUUUCGCGAUGAAGUCGAUAUACAGCUGAAUCAACGCGACAGCAAAUUUUCUGAAUCCAAGGAAGUAUUAAAAAAAAAUGUUUUUUGAGGAAUAUUUGGUAGAACGCCAAAUAACUCAACUGAACCAAAAUCAAAUGUACAGUGUUCCCUCGUUCAUCACGGGGGGUAGGUUCCCAAAAUAGGCCGCAAUAAGCCCGCAAGAAGUGAAAUCUGGGAAGUAGCCAACUUCAUUUUUUACAAUUAUUAUGUGUUUUAAGGCUAAAAAGCCCUUCACCCCUCACUCAUACACUUUUCUCAGACAUGCAAUAACAUUUUCUGACAUUUCUCUCUCAAAAAAGUUCAAACCUUCAUUUGAAUUUUAAUGAUCACCUGCAAUGAUCAACACAAGCAAUUAUUAAGUCACUCACGCAUAUUUCACUCUUGUGACCGUGCCUUUUCAUCCUGGUGCCGUACCGCUGUAUUAUAGUGUUUUUGUAUUUUUAUUAAAACAUAUUGCUGCAGAUGAACCGAAGAUUCAUUGACGAACUAGCAAGCAAGCAAGCUCGCGAUGACACAGGAGACAUGGCAGGACGACACGAAGGAGACUGAUUGGCAAUGCUCUACAGCCGAUCAGGACGCAGAAAACAAUCGGCGGUGCAGACAGGCGAGAGAGGGACGAGAUAGACACUCAACUUCCCACAAUGCAAUUCAUCUUAAAGGGCCAGGCUCGGCCUGUAACAGCCGUCAUACGCUGUCAUAAAAAGAAAUAAGAAACACAAAAAAAAUUCUGCAAAACAGCAAAUCCGCACAAGGUGAACCCCGAUAGAGCGAGGGAACACUUUACUUAAAAUGUGAUACAAAUUCAAGCUGUGUUUUGGUUUCACUCUAAAUGCAGUAAAAAUCUAACUUUGUCUACGUUUCUCAAGUCCUAAUUUGAGCUCAUCUUCACAGCUACAUUUCAGUUGAUGGGAUUCUCAAUGGUGAGGCCAACUUUUCAAUUCGGUCAUCAAUUAUUUCUUGGAGCUUUGCCUCUGGCGGCCUGACAAGAAUGUGAAUCGAAAUCUGUUCAAUAGCAUCGAGAGUUUACAGAUGAGGCCAGAUGUAGGUGAAUAAUCGAAUGGCGAGUCGAGGGUGUGCCACGAGAAUGAAGAAAAAGCUGAACAUUUUGCAGCAGCUGGAAAGAAAUCUGGAAAAUUCAAUUCAAUUCUCAUAUUUCUGGAUUCAUUGAGUACAGUGCAGUACUUACUGAAGCAAUUCUAUUAAAUCAGAAAACAAAUCCAAGCUUCUUAGCACAAUUGAUGUAUCAUAUGGUUCCUCCUCCUUUUCCAGCCACUAAGCCAUAAAAAUAUGCAUCUUCACAGGUGUGUGUGUUUAUCUGUUUAUCAUUUCCAUGCACACAGCUGUAUGUGAGGUCAUACUCUCUGAAAGCAGGCCAUCCCUGCUGAGGCUUUAUUAAUAUGCGCACCUUUAGCCUUUUAAUCGUGAUGACCAUUAAAGGGAAAAUUCCCCUUUUCAGCAAAUCAUAAAACUGGGGCAUGCGGCAUUAAUUAUUAAGGCAUAUUAAAUCUUUGUAGAUCCUUUAGGACUGUGCACACUCAAGUCUUUAUUUUACCCCUUUUGCAGGUCAAUAAGCCAUAUUUUUACCUGGUGGGACUUAUUUGUGUUCGUGACUCCUGCUGGUUUUUGGAGUGGACGAUUACUUGACAGCAGAAACAUUAAAAACUACUGCAUGCAAAUAAGGAGGGGUCUGAGCAAAUCAGCUGUUGUUAAGUUGAUUAUCAUGUCUGCACAUUUAUUGGCAUAAUUGUAGUUAUUGUUGUUUGCCUCCCGUCUAUAGUAUUUCUGUUUACAUUUUGUUACAUUUGUUUAAAAUUUUAACACCAGUUAAAUAAUUGCCAGAAUGUACGUUUUGCACUGUUGGGUAUUAAGGAGGUUCUAAGUAGAGCUUCAAAAUACAAAAAGAAGAAAUGGGAGUAAGACAAAAGGUUGAGGUUGGACGCAGUAAGACAAUCAUUUGAAACUUCUUCAAAGAUCCUGAGGAUUAUGGAAGAAAAAAAGUCAAGUUGUACACACAAAAAAAUGUCACCGACCCUGAGCCGGAGGAUCCGAUUGGCUGUCCGUCAAGACACGGGACCAUCUUCGGCCCAAAUGAAGGUUGUCACUGGUACCAAGUGUAGUCCAAUAACCAUCAAGAAUAUGCAAGAGAAGGGUUUUAAAAACAAAAAACAUUUUCAAAGGCCUCGUCUCCUUCAACGCCACAAAAUUGCCUGGAAUUUGCAUGAAAGCACCAAACAUGCGACAUUGAAAGGUGGAAGAAAGUUUUACUCUCUGAUGAGAAAAAAUGUAACCUUGAUGGUCCUGAUGGCUCCCAACGUUACUGGCAUGACAAGGAGAUCCCACCUGAGAUGUUUUCCACACGGCACAGUGGAGGGGGCGCCAUCAUGAUCUGGGCUGCUUUUUCCUUAAUUGGAACAGUGGAGCUUCAGUGUUGUGCAGGGGUGUCAAACGGCAGCUGGCUAUGUGAAGAUGUUGCAGGGGGCAUCCCUCAUGACUGAAGGCCCUCAUCUUUGUAGAGCUGUAAAUCGAUUGUAAUAUUUAAUCAUGAUUAAUCGCAUUUUGUCCAUUGCGCUUAAUCGCAGCUAGAAAUAAGUUUAUAUCUAUAAUAAGUAGGAAUGUAAAUAUUUUCAUGGCAAACGCUUUGAUACGCAGCUACGAUAACUACAUGGGAUAACUACAAAUGUAUUCCAUUUAUUAACAUUGACUCCUAUAUCACGGAAAUUCAUUUUACACGGCUGAGUAUGGAACCAAUUAACCGGUAUAAAGGAGGGACGACUGUGUUACACUCUUAUUCUGAGGGGGAUUUUUUUUAAUGCUUUUUUUAAUGCACAUUAAUACUCAAGGUGGCGACAACGCUGUGUAGUGCUGUUUGAAAAUUGUCAUAGAAAAAGACCAACAAAACUUGUUAGCAUGUGCUAAUUGAGCGUGGCGAAACGCAGGUACGGCACAGCCGAUAUAAACAUGGAUUUUCCCACAUUAAGGACAAAUGAGAACAGACACCUCAAUACGCUGUGUGCGGGGAGGUAUUGACAGAGGACACCAUGAAGCCGUCAAGGCAUGAAGCCGUCAUGUGGCCGAACGCUGAAAAACAAAUUCGCGGAGGUAAGCCUCUUUCAGUUCUGGUGCAUUUGUUUAAAAUGAAUCCCCAUUAGAGCACAUGACCAAAUAACAGAGCUGUAGUCUAGUUGAGAUAACACUAAUCUGUCAUAAAAUAGCCACAUUUUCCAAUGACAGAAAGCCCGACCCAUUUUGGUCACUAUCAUGUUAAUAUGACUCAACCAAUUCAAUUCAUUUAUUUUUAACCCUAAAAGCUCCACCUGAUGCACUUGCUCCAAAGAUGUGCCAGAAAUGUCACCAUUAUUGAGACUUAUCGGUUAAGUAGCUCUCCAUCCGUCUACGCUAACUCAGGGGUGUCCAAAGUGCGGCCUCGGGGCCAUUUUCGGCCGGGGGCUGUGUCUUUAUUGGCCUGCACCACAGUCCAAAAAUAUUAUUUAACAACAAAACUAAAAAAAAAAACAACAACAACAACAACAGCAAUCAGCAGUAAUUUAUAAGAAUAAAGUAAAAAAUAUUAAAUAUUAAAACAAAAAAGUUAAAAUAGAAUUAAAAAAUAACAUCAAUUUAUUAGCAAAAAGUACAAAAAUAUUAAAAAAUAUAUCAAAUAAUAUAUUUAAUUAAUAUUAUUUAUAUUUAAUUAUUUAAUUAAUAUAAUAAAUAAUAUAUUAAAUAAUAUAUAUUAGAAUAUAUUAAAGAAAGGCAUCAUAUUGUGAGAAACAAAAAAAAACAACAAAUAAGUACUUAAGUAUGUUAGUUUGUGGAAAAUGGUAUAAUGUUACAAGAAUAAAGUCAAAAUAUGGGAAUAAAGUCAUAAUUAUGAGAAGAAAAUGUACAAAAAAAAUUUAAAUAGUUGGAAAAUGUAAAAAAAAAACAAACAAACAUAAAAAAACAUCUCAAUUUGACAAGAAUAAACUUGUAAUAUUAUGAGAAAAAUAAUGCCAUUUUAGUAGCAAAGAGUUAAAAUAUUCUUCAUUUUUGUAUUAUUUUAAAUGUCAUAACAUAAGAAAGAAACACAACAAAAAGUAAUUUUUGAACAAUUAAUUUGGGAAAAAGUUGUAAUGCCAUUGGAAUAAAGUCAUAAUACUGCAGAGGAAAGAAAAAAAAAAGCAAAACUAGAAAAAAAACAGCAAAGAGUGAAGUUGACACUAAUAAUAGGCUUUUUCACCAAUACCACAAAUCUGGGGUGCAGUUUUUUCUUGAAACUUCUUAGCAUACCUACAAGCAAAAUAUCAAAAUGGCAAAGUUGCAUCCUGUCAUUUUUUCACCAUGUUGUCCUCGCUGGACGAGCGUUUGGACACCCCUGAUCUAAUUGCACAAUCCCUAAAGUCCCCGAAAUCCAAGGUUAACAUGGGAGAAAUAUCUUAAAAUUGGAGAAAACACAACUUUUUCCGUUAUUUUGCUAAGAACAGGCAGAAUACUGUGAUGAGCGAGUAUUCCUUACCUGCUGCUCGGCCAGGGGGUGAGGGUUUUUACUCCGACCAUUCAACACUACCUAUCUCCGUGAGGGCGGCUGAGUUGAAAAGCAAAUACAGAAAUAGACUGUAUAUUGAGCAUGACCUCAGAGUUGCUUUGUCUACUAUAACUCCAGACUUUGAGACGCUUGUCAGGAGCAAAAAAAACACCCCCAGGCCUCCCGUUAAUUCCUCCACAGGCAGGUGUGUGUCAGUGUUACACGUGAGGUUAAAGUGGGUGCUGCUUCAUUUUCUUCAAUGUUUACCUCCUGAUGAGGGGAGAAGAAGAAUAUUUUACUUUGUAUACUUGACUCUAUUUCAAUUGCACUUUAAAUCUUUUUGAAUUUCGCUUUCUGUCGAGUCCGAGCAUCUGGACUCUUUUUGUUUGUUUGAAGGUGUUUCACCUCCCGUCCACGUCCAAGUCUAGUUUCUCUGAGUCAACUCUUCAGAUGAUUUGGUUUGUGAUAUUUUGCAAAAACGCAAAUUCAAACUGGACUGUCUUUUCAUGAAAUGUAAGAUAUUUGAGUUGACGGUGGGUCCCGCAGCCAAACCAGUUGAGAACAAAUACAGUAUAUCCUCGUGCUCACAUUUUCCACGGCGUGCUUCCAUUUAUUGACUUCAAACCAGCAUUUACAAACCCAGCUUGGUGUAAUCUUUCAACUUGAGCUGCAGGUCACUGCUGGAUAGAAUACAUUGUGGCCAACUGUUUAUUAUAGGGGCGUCAGAGUGCCGCUCGAUGAGUACGCGGGUCUCCUCUCCUGCAUUCAUUGUGCUACCUUCUGGCAAUAGGCUGCUGUUUCCCAAUGAGCAGGGUAGAGCAAAGACCACAUGCAUUAAAUGGCGUUUGCACUAAUGAUAGCCCCGAUGGAGGCGUGCAAGUAAUUGAAGGCGAGGACUAUCAUAGCAAUCCCUUGUUAACAUUACAUUACAUUUUAGUUGGUGUGGUUUGUGGUCAAAAAACAAUAACACAGUUGAGCAAAGUGAAACUCUUUAUUGACAUUAGUAUAUCUGUGUGGACAGCUAAAAGAAAUAAUUAUAUAUACGGUGAUCCCUCGUUUAUUGCGGUUAUUUGGUGCCAAACCGUGAUAGAUGAAUUUCUGCAAAGUAGGAUUCAAUAUUGAUAAAUUGAAUAUUUUCUUAGUAACAUCAUAGAAAACCUAUUUACGUCCUUCUAAAUAUGGGCUUAGACAUGAAAUAACACCCCUAUUACCUAAUAUACUUGACAUAAUAAGGGGUAAUAAGACAUUUAAGACAUAAAUAAGACUGGUGACUGUGUGUGUUGCUAUAAGUAGGGGCCUGAAAGAGUGGUUCAGAGUUGAGUUUCAGGUUUGCAUGGGUAAUGGCUGCAAAAGUAGUACCCGUUUUUUAUUAGGACGUUUUAUUAGAGAUUAUUGUGCCUGUUUUGCAAUAAUUCAAACAAAUAAAAGCCUGUUGUCGUGGCGAUAAAGUCUGUUCUUUGUGUGUCUCACCGAAUAUUACAGUAACAUUACUGACACCUAGUGACCAGUCUAGAAUACUACAUGCCAUCAACGUCUUUGAAUGCGUCUUUUUAAUGCCUCAUGUUUUAGUUCAUUUAGCCAUUUUUAUCCUUGAAAAUGCUUAAGUUAGGCAAAAAAUAUGUAGCAUUCGCUGCAACAUGCAUAUUUCUUGACUAAUAACAUACAGCGUGAAGCUGCGGAAUUGGAACCGCGACGUGGCAAAGAAAGACCGUACUGUGAAAAAUUCAUAGGCCACUGGUAGUUUUGUUGCUUUAAUAACCUUUUGUCAUUUUACCAUCAUAAACAGUCAGUAGGACAGAUGCCGUUUAUGCAAAAAUACUCAACUUUGUAUUGGGUGGCGCCAGGGAAAGUAAAGUAUUGAACUUUGUUGAAGAUCGAGGUGAAGGUACAGGCAACAUUUAUUUUUACUAUUUCAGUCCCUAAAGGCAUCGUUGGAACAGCCCACGCCCCCACAAUCAACAAAUUAAUAUUAUGUGCAGUGUUGGGUGGGGGAUGGGUAUCUUGCUUCAUCUCGUUAUUCAGCCAUUAGCACUAGCAGAAUGACUUUGUUCUGCUGCAACAUCCAUCCAUCCAUUGUCUGUGGCGCUUGACCUCACUAGGGUCCCCGGGGUAUGCUGGAGCCUAUCCCAGCUGUAUUGGAGCGAGAGACUCAGACUCUGAAUGUUUGUCACACUUAAAUGUUUCAGAUCUUCAAAUAAAUUUAAAUAGUAGCCAAUGACAACUUUUUAUUAUUAACAGAGAAAAAAAAUCCAUACCGACAUGGCCCUGUGUGAAAAAGGGAUUAUCCCCCCGUUAAAAAAUAAAUGAGUAAUUGAAAUUUAUCAGUAUGGAAAAGGUCAUAAAGCCCUUUCUAAAGCUUUGGGACUCCAGCGAACCACAGUGAGAGUCAUUAUCCACAAAUGGCAAAAACAUGGAACAGCAGGGAACCUUCCCAGGAGUGGCCGGCCAACCAAAAUCACCCAAGAAUGCAGCGAUGACUCAUCCAAGAGGUCACAAAAGGCCCCACAACAACAUCCAAAGAACUGCAGGCUUCACUUGCGUCAGUGAGAAUACUACACGAAAACUACUGCUGAAAAAAAAGAACUUUGUCUGAAUUUUGCCAGAAAACAUCUUCAUGAUCUCCAAGACCUUUGGGAAAAUACUCUGUGGUCUUGAACUUGAACUUUUGAAAGAUGUGUCAGCUGGCGUAAAAGUAACGCAGCAUUUCAGAAAAACAACAUCAUACCAACAGUAAAAUAUGGUGGUGGUAGUGUGAUGGUCUGGGGCUGUUUUGCUGCUUCAGGACCUGGAAGACUUGCUGUGAUAAAUGGAACCAUGAAUUCUGCUGUCUACCGAAAAAUCCUGAAGGAGAAAGUCCGGCCAUCUGUUGGUGACCUCAAGCUGAAACCAACUUGGGUUGUGCAGCAGGACAAUGAUCCAAAACACACCAGCAAGUCCACCUCUGAAUGGCUGAAGAAAAACAAAAUGAAGACUUUGGAGUGGCCUAGUCAAAGCCCUGACCUGAAUCCUAUUGAGAUGCUGUGGCAUGACCUUAAAAAGGCGCUUAAUGCUGGAAAACCCUCCAAUGUGGCUGAAUGACAACAAUUCUGCAAAGAUGAGUGGGCCAAAAUUCCUCCACAGCGCUGUAAGAGACUCAUUGCAAGUUAUCACAAACGCUUGAUUGCAGUUGUUGCUGCUAAGGGUGGCCCAACCACUUAUUAGGUUUAGGGGGAAAUCACUUUUUCACACAGGACCAUGUAGACUUGGAUUUUUUUUUCUCCCUUAUUAAUAAAGGUUAAUUUAAAAACUGCAUUUUGUGUUGUGUUGACUUGUCAUUGACUAAGAUUUAAAUUAGUUUGCUGAUCUGAAACAUGUAAGUGUAACCAACAUUCAAAAAACAGAAAUCAGGAAGGGGUAAACACUGUACAUGCUCGACUGCUUUUGUCAACAUAAUUUAUGGUAAUGUCAAAAAAACAACAAAAAAAGCAAUUAAAAACAAAGGAGAAUGGUCAAAUGUCUAUGGCUCUUUUCGACAGCCACCAAUCUGAGGGACAUUGACUUAAAUGGGCUCCACUGUAAAAUAAACUGAAAAAGAAUACAACUUCUGUAUAAAUACAAUAUCUAUAUAUGCGUACAUUCCCCGGGUAACGUCAAAUAUGGCACGCGCCUUGUCGUGUUGUUAAUACACUGCGUGAGUGCAACUGUGCUACUAACUAAUGUAUUUUUAUCACAUUUUUAUCACGUGUCAGCAGCCUGUUAGCUUGCGACUACAUGGAAUCAGGACUCGAAAGUCAGCUCCGUGGCCCGUCUACGACGCCAUCAUGGGUUGACUUAGUAGUUCUUUGCUAACUAACGCAGUUACACCACAAGUCUGCAAAAUUGACACAAACACAUUUUUAUAUUUUGACAAUUAUAAUUUUGCAUGCAUAAAACCAUUUGAAGUGACUAUACAUUACGACUGAAAGGGAUAAAUGAACAAAGACAGAACAAAGACAGAACCUGGCAGCAAGAUCAACCACCGCCACUUCCUGUUAUGACAUGAGUUGUUUCCUGAAUUCAGUAGUUUUUCACCUAAAGUCUCUGCUUUUGUUUUGAUCGUGGCUGCAAAAUAACCCAAAAUGGAGCCAAAGAAAGUGUGCGAGUGCCAGCAUUUUGAUAAAGAAGGCGAGCAACACUACUGAAUUCAAGAAAUAACUCAUGUCAAAAUACGGAAGGUGGUGUCCGUGGUGUUCUUGCUGUUUGCCAACAACACGUUUUCAAUGAAGGUAAAAGUAACCUUAAAUGUUCAUGUAUCCCUUUAAUUUGUCAUUUAUAUGUAUUUAUAUGCAUUUUUAAUUAUUUUCUGCAGGUAAAACUAGAAAAAGUGUGGUGUAGGUUAAAAUUUUUGGCUUUCUGGAAUGGAUUAAUUGGAUUUACAUGAUUUUUUGACAGGAAAAUUUGUUUCAGUUAGAGGUGGACCUUCUGGAAUGGAUUAAUGACGCUAACCAAGGUUCCACUGUAUGUACAGUAUAUACAGUCAUCCCUUGCCACAUUGCGGUUCAAAUUUUGCAGCGUCAUAUAUAAACAUAAACAAAUUAAUAAAUCAUGCUGUUUUGUGGUUGAAUAUGGUAUAUUAUUAGUCAAAACAUAUGCAUAUUUAAGCAAAUUUGCACAUAUUUUUCUUAAAUUAAGCAUUUCAAGCAUUGGAAUAUAUGAAUACACAAAUAUAAGGCAUUCAUAGGACGAUUAAACCUGUGAAUGUACAUUGGCCACUAGAUGUCAGUAAUUGUUCAUUGAGACAAGCACCAGACUUGAUUUCCGGAACUACAGGCUUUUAUUGCAGGUUAUGAUCAUCAUCAUCAUCAUAAUAACACAAGCUACUGUUGCGGUCAUAACCCAAGCUAAAACGCAACUCUGAACCUCCAACAUGACUUCCUGUCCGCCAUCCAUUCUGCUCCCCAACUAGCACCGGAACACAUUUAGUGCAACACACACAAGUACGAGUCUUAUUUAUGUCUUAAGACUUAUUUUCCCUGAUUAUAUCUACUAUAUUGGGUAAUGUGAAUGCAAAGGUGACUAUAGGGGUGUUAUUUCAUGUCUAGAGGGCUCUAAUAAUGUUAAAAAGCGUAUUUAGAAAAUAGUAAACAGGUUUUCUAUGCCAUAACUAUGUAUGAAAUUAUUCCAUUUAUAAAUCAUCAUCAUAAUAAUAACACAAGAAAAACUGUUGCGGCCAUCACCCACGACUAGCUAAAAAACUCAACCCUGAAUCCCCGACAUCACUUCCUGUCCACCAACCAUUCUGCUCCUCUACUAAGCACCGGAACACAUUUAGUGCGACACACACAAGCACGUCUUAUUUAUGUCUUAAAUGACUUAUUUCUCUGAUUACAUCUACUAUAUUGGGUAAUAUUAAUCUAAAGGUGACUAUAGGGUUGUUAUUUCAUAUUUAGAGGGCUCUAAUAAUGUUAAAAAGUGUAUUUAGAAGGUCAGAAACAGUUUUUUUAUGCAAUAACUAUGUAUGAAAUGAUUCCAUUUAUAAAUAAGGGCUCAUAUUUUGUGAAAAAUCACAUAUCACGGUCGGGGGUUGGAAUCAAUUAACCUACACGCACAUAUAGGACAAAAUAGUAAUAACCCACUCAAUACAUAAUCACAAUUUCACCAAUUUUGUUAUAUUAAGACAAAAAACGGUCAAAUAAGGAAUAUUUAUAAUUAAUCAUCCUUUUGCUUUUAGCACAAGUAGUGUUUCAUGUGUUAAAAAUGACAAUAUAUGUACGGUAAUGGAUUUUUAGUAGGAAGUAAAUGGAGGAACUUUGCCUGUCGUCCAGCCCGAUGAAACACUCAAGGAAGGGUUAACGCUCUGUAAUUACAUAUUUUUAUAUCUGUGUGUUUGAGACACUUCCUCCCCCUCCAAACCCUCCGGACUCCAUCAUUCUUGCUCCAAUCUCUCCCUCUCCUUCCCAAAAGGACCUCCCAAGCCUCCUUUGCCCCGCCUCCCCCUUCCACCUCCUCCGUUCAUCCUCUCCUCCGUGCAUGCCUCGGCUCCUCCAGCAAAGUAAACAGAGAAGAGCAGAACAGAAGCAUCACUUUGCCCGCACUUCACACCACUUACCGCCCCUGCCCUCCCCCAGAAAAAUCUUUUUUACUUCGGCAUCCCCUCGUCUGCGUCCGCUCGAGUGUCUUUGACUGCGCAUCGCUGCCGCCGCCGCCGCUGCUGCUGGGAGGAAACAAGAAGGGAGGGGACGAGAAGUAGAGAGAGAGGUUGAGAGGUGAGAGGAUAGACAAAGUGUCUGCAAGGCGAGGUGUCAACAGUCUCUAUGAGUAAGGGGUCCCGUCUUCACAUGCUGUGCUGUAUGGCAAACUCUGGCUGUGUUCUGCUGUCCGGGACCGGGAUGUUACCCCAUUCUCUGCAAUGCCCCCCUGCCUUCCUCUAUCUGCCCCAGGGUAACCAAGAGGCCCCAGCUCCCCCUGAAGCAAUGGCUCAACCCUUUCCACCGGCCCAGUACCCUCAUCCACCCCAGAAUGGGAUACCUGCUGAAUACGCCACAGCCCACACUCACACACCAGCUGAUUUCACAGGACCAAACACGGUGGCGGAACACGCCCUGACUCUGUACACGCCGACACACACGCAGAGCGAACAGCCUGGGAAUGACAGCAAUGCCCCCACCCUCACAGCCAACACGGUAACGCAGGCGGACGAGAUUGCACAGACGGAGGGUUCCCAGCAUCUUCAUCUGCAGCCAAGUGACUCCUUAGAGAAACAGCAACCCAAAAGAUUACACGUCUCCAACAUACCGUUCCGUUUCCGGGACCCUGACCUUCGGCAAAUGUUUGGGCAAUUUGGCAAGAUUUUAGAUGUGGAAAUUAUUUUUAACGAGCGCGGCUCCAAGGGCUUUGGGUUUGUAACAUUUGAAACAACUGCGGAUGCCGACCGUGCACGGGAGAAACUAAAUGGUACAAUCGUAGAAGGACGCAAAAUAGAGGUUAACAAUGCCACAGCAAGAGUAAUGACCAACAAAAAGGUGGCCAACCCUUACGCAAACGGCUGGAAGCUCAAUCCAGUGGUUGGAGCAGUUUAUAGUCCCGAAUUUUAUGCAGUCACAGGGUUUCCAUACCCCACCACAGGGGCAGCCGUGGCCUAUAGAGGGGCCCAUUUGAGAGGGAGGGGUCGGGCUGUCUAUAACACAUUCCGUGCUGCACCACCUCCCCCUCCCAUCCCUGCCUAUGGCGCUGUGGUCUACCAGGAUGGCUUUUAUGGGGCGGAAAUAUAUGGCGGAUAUGCAGCUUACAGAUAUGCCCAGCCAGCUGCUACCGCUGCAGCUGCAUACAGCGACAGCUAUGGCCGAGUCUAUGCAACAGCAGACCCAUAUCACCACACAAUCGGUCCUGCCGCCACAUACAGCGUUGGCACCAUGGCUAGCCUUUACAGAGGAGGGUGCAGUCGCUUCACUCCCUACUAGAAAGGAGGGAGCCACGCCCCCUUUCCUUCCCCAGCAAAACAAACACAAAUCUAAAAGUCACAGAAAAUGAAAUACCAAAAAAAAACCAAACAUCAUCUUCUCCGAGGGACAUAAACAUACAAUGUGGAAGCACUGGUGGCAAAUAGAACCACUCUUCCAUUGUAUUGAUGUGAUGUACUGUAUGUAGCUCGUUGCUUUGUGAAGGUCAGUAAGAACGUGUGAUUCUCUCCAAGUUGUUGUCUGGAGCUCCUUUGGAUGUUUUAAUGCUUUUAAUUCCGCUUAAUUCCCCAAAUGUUUCAGUGAGUCCAUUCCCCCCCGUAUGCAACACGAGUGACAGUGUUUCAGUGCGAGCAACAAACUUCCAGACGGGAUUUACAUGAAUUACAUCAACGACACGACCAUUUGGCCGAGCUCACCGUCUGACUUGCUAUAAGAGGACUUCCAAUUAUUCAGCCCAAAGAAGGUGAAACGGCGACAAAAUACUUAGCGUUAAGUGAUGCAUAAGAGAAUGCGAGGCGAGGCGCGAGGAAUAGAGUGAUCUAUUACCGAAUCUGAAUGCAGCAGGAAGUGAUGUGUAGAGAAAGCCGCUGGGAAAUGGGUAGCGAGCCAAUUGAUUGUUGGCGCCGUGCCAGAGUCAGGAGAUAUCGCAUUACUGCUGAACCGCUUUAAAGGGAAAAAACACAUUAUCGUCCGCCCCCAACCCCCGCCACCAGGGCGGGACUAUGGAUUCAUAGAUGUCUGCACAGGUUGCAGUUUUGCUUCAAUCACACGCAAUUUGUGUGAUUUGUAAAAGUACAUACAAGCUCAGCACGGGCCAGCGAUGGCAUGUCUUCCCUCAAUGCCCUCUUUCUCUCAUUUGAUGUCAUUGAAAACACCGUUGAAUUUAAUUUGAACAGCAGGUGGCAGUAGUGAAUACUGGUUACUGUCAGAAACUUCACUUCGGGACCGAUUUCUCACACGCUACACAUUAGGUGAGGGACGGGAAGUGGGCCUCGCGUCAUGUGUCUGCUCAGUAGACAGAGCCUUUAAUCAGUUGCCAUACAGCAGGGGUGUCCAAAGCGCGGCCCGGGGGCCAUUUGCAAAAAAUCAUCAGUAAUUAAGCAGAAUAAGGUCAACACGUGAAGAGAAACACACUGUGAUCUAACGAGAAAAGGUGGUCGUUUUAUGAGAAUAAUGUUAUGAGGAAAAAUAACCUCAAUUUAGUAGCAUAAAGCCGAAAUAUUAAAGAAAUCCGACAUUAAGUCGUAAUAAUAACGUUACAGUACUACCAGAAUAAAGCCAAAAUAUUAUGCCAAUAAAGUCAUAAUUAUGAGAAGAAAACUGAAAUAGUUAUGAGAAUAAACUUGUAAUAUUAUGAAGAAAAAUCUAGUCAUUUUAGCAGCAUAGAUAUAAUAAUAUUCAAGAAAAAAUGUGUUAUUUUUCUUUGAAAGUAUAAAUGAUGUAUGUAUAUUAAGUAUAUAUUAUGAGGAAACUAAAUAAAGGUGUCAUUUUGGGGAAAAGUAGCUUGCACAAAAAGUUAUAAUAUUAUGGGAAUAAAGUCAAAAUCUUACGAGACCGAAAUGUAUGAAGAUUAUUUAAGAAGAAAGUUGAAAUAUUUGGACAAUUAUUUUUAAAAAAAACAGCAAAAAUGGGGAAAAAAGAGCCAGGAAUGUCAAACUAGUAACAGGCUUGUUCACUUGUAUCACAAAGCUGCCAGGCAGUUUUUUCUCGAAAUAUAAAUAACUUCUUAGCACAUCUACGCGUGUUUCACCAUGGGACCCUCGCUGCUUUGUACGCCCCUGCUCUAGAGUAUACGCUAUCUUUCUUUCUGAUCUAUACACACAAAUAUCUAUAUAUUGGUUACCAUAUAUGUACACACAAAUAUGUACAGCAUAUAUGUGUAAUAUGUCUCAUAUUCACAUACUGUACAUACACUGUAUACAUACGGUGUGUACAUCUGUGUGUGGGUGUGUGUGUGAAAAUUAGCCGUCCCAGAGGCCAGAGGGGCCCCGUAGAAGAUGCCCCGUAGAUGUCUUCAUUAAGACUGAUGACAAAGUGAAUUCAUUAUUCAUUGGAGAUUACUCAUUCGGAUAACACCGAAAGCAUUUAUUAUUGAAGCUGUUAUUUUUAGUCCAUAUAGUUCAUAAUAACUUAAUAAUACACACUUUUACACGUGCAUGCUCGCUAUGUUGUGUGCAUUGUAGCAAGCGGGACAAAAAAACAAUAAAUCAACGUAAUCCUAAUUGUUGAAAGCCGUCCCUCGCCACAUCGCGCUUCAAAUUUCGCAGCUUCACACCGUCACGUUUUUUCAAAAGUAUAUUAAUUAAUAAAUCAUCACCCUAUUAUGAGUCAAAACAUAUGCGUGUAUAAGCAGAUUUUACAUAGUUUUGGCCUAAAUGGAGCAUUUUCAAGCGUAAAAAUGACUAAAUGUGCUAAAAAAGAUUUUGAAAAUACACUGAAAGACAGGUUGAUAUGUGUAGUAAUCCCUCGUUUAUCGCGGUUAACUGGUUCCAGACCUAACCGCGAAAAGUGAAUGAGGCCUCGGUCACAACCUACCGUGCGUGUUUUUAGUCCGUACGUUUUUUGCGGAGGCCACGGCCGCCACGUUUUUCUGAAAACAUGGGGAGGGAGUGGCAAGAUAUGUCACUCGCUCGGUUGCGCAAGGUGUAAGUAUGUGGUCCGACCGCCACGCCUGGACAUGAGCGGUUGCAUGCAUCGUACGUAGCGCACAUGGUGAGUUGUACACGCUUACAGCGUGCUUGCGAUGUACGAUCUCCGUGCGAUUGCCACGUCAUCGUACUUACAUGUGCUGCUCACGUACGGUGCCCUUACUAACUCUCACGUUGAACGUGCGUGCAAGUGCGAUGAACGCCAGUUCUUCUGCCCGAUGUCGAGGGGGAACGACCUUCCGAGGUCCUCCAGGAGUCCCUGUUGCUGCUGCCUGAAGAUCCCGCCCAUUCCACCGCAGAGAUUCCGGGUUCUGAUGCGGCAACUUGCAAAAUUUGUGUUCAGCGCUCAAGUCAGUGCGUUGUGCCCCCAUUGGCACGUCACACGUAUGUGUAGCCUCGCCGCAGCCCGCACGCAGCGGAAGUUCCUCGUCCACUUAAAGUGCUACGUCGUGUCUGCGUGCACCAAAAUCGGCAUUGAGGCUGUACUCACCGCGUACGGAUCCCCACCGCGUAUUGUCGUAGUUGUGGCAUAGAAAACCUGUUUAUGAUCUUCUAAAUAUACAUUUUUUAACAUUAUUAGAGCCAUCUAGACAUGAAAUAACACCCCUAGAGUCCCCGUUAUAUUGGUAGUACCCAAGUAGUAGAAAUAAUCAGAGAAAAUAAGCCAUUUAAGUCAGUUUACCUUGUAGGGGAGCACAACGGGUGGAGGACAGGAAGUGACAUCGGGGUUCAGCGUUGAGUUUUAGCUUGGUGUGGGCUACGGCCGCAACAGUAACCCGUGUUAUUAUUAUUAUGAUGAUGAUUAGUAUUAUGUUGUUAUUAUUGUGCCUGUUGUGAGAUCAUUUAAACCUGCAAUAAAAGCCUGUUGUUAAGUCUGGUGCUUGUCUCACCAAACUAUUACUGACACCUGGUGACCAAUGUAGAACACUACAUUCACAAGUUGAAUGGUGGUCUUAAUGGCUUAUACUGUAUUUGUAUUUUUUAUGCUUAACUCAUUGACUGCCAGCCAUGUUCAGAGCAGAGAGCUCCACACUGCCACACUGAGUUUUUCGGCAUUUUUGCUGAACUUUCAAGACACACAGAAUAUUGAGUUUUGGAACUACCGCAACAUUGGAACUAUCUAAAGAAACUUUAGACUCGCUUCUUUCAUCAGAAAAAAAAGUUUGUUUCUAGCCUUUUUGGGUCUUUAGAUAUUGGCGGUAGAACAUAGACUAGCUUCAGCAAAAACACCUGAUUUGGACCAAAAACAGGGAAAAGCAGCUUUUUCUGCAGAGAAGCAAAUUCAAGCAGAGUAACGGUGGGGUCUGCUGGAUGUGGGGAUGAAUCCCUGCCGCUGACCGAUCCAGACGGCAGCCACUCGUCAGAAGAAUCAGGGUCGGGUUCUGAGUCACCCGACUCGGAACUGCUUCUGGUGUCAGGCUCCGCUCGAUUUCUGCAUGUGUUUCGCCCUUUUCCUCUCUCAACCCACAAUCCGUCUUCUUCAUAGACAAUCUGUCGCUGCCGGUUGGAGGAAAAGAGAACUGUUGCCCCCUACUGGGACAGAAAUACAUUGCCUAAAAGUCAGAAAAUCACACACAAGAUAAGACUUUAGCCCCCGCGAAAAAGAGCAGUCAAUGUUACAAUAGACGUCUUUGGCAUUGACAGAGUUAAUUUGGGCAAAAAAUGUGUACAAUUUGCUAAAAGAUGCAUCUUUUUUUCCUAAUAAAAGGCCGUAGUCAACCAUGAAACAGCGAUCAUUUAUUAAUUCAUUCAUUUUUUUUUUUAAAACGCAGUAAAAUGAGGGAACAAUCUUCGAACCGCAAUGUAGUGAGGAAUGACUGUAGUAUUCUACACUGGUCACUAGGUGUCAGUAAUGUUGCAUUAGCAAGAAGGGCUGGAAGUAAAAAAAAUAAUAAUAAUCUUAGUUUCUGUCAUUAUGUCUACUAUAUUGGGUAAGAGUGUAAAGGUGACUAUAGGGGUGUUAUUUCAUGUCGAGAGGGCUCUAAUAGUGUUUUGAACAGGUUUUCUAUGCGCUCACUACGAAAAUAUUCCGUUUAUAAAGAAGGAAUCCUACUUUGCGGAAAUUCACUUAUCAGAGUCGGGUCUGGAACCAACUAACUGCGAUUAAUGAGGGAUGAUUGUAUAGUUAUGUUGCAUUUUAUCGAUCAAAGUAGUGAAAAAGGCGAGAAUGCCAUUCAUUUAUUUGCUACAUACACCAAAGCAUCCCGCAUUGGUACAAAUAAUGAAUGACACUGGCCAAAAUAUUGGGAUCCGGAGAGUUUAUUGGGCUUGUACUCGCUUAGGAAACUCAUACAGACCAAAAGACACACAUAGGAUCUCUUUCACCAGUAAAUAGCAUCUGUGCUUGCUGCCUCUGAUGGGAUCGUAAAGACAGGAGUCAGUAGCGCAAGGAAGAGAAGGGAGUAUAAAGAGCGGCAGUAACCGAGGCAAUUUUCGCUGCAGAUUAGAGAUAAGAGAGUUCAGUCAAUAAGCACUGAUCUCAUUUGAAGAUAUACCAGACGGACUAGACUCACACAAACAGGCGCAAAUUCACUCUAACUCCUCUGUGACCGUCACCGAUGGCUGUCUUUUGGCUGUUCUCUCUUUACUUCUUCCCAAAAGUCCAGUAGGGAUUGAACAAAUCCACUACUCCCCGUCUUGACACCAGCACAAAUAAAGCGUCUCUUAACAUCAGCCUGUGUGGUCAAGCCUCAAACACCCAGAGGACGUGUGUUUAGGAUUUGGUGCUGAAGUAGCAGAUUGCAAGCAGAUGAACACACACACAUCGUCUGUCGGUGCUGCACCUGCGAGGGCGUCAUUGUUGCGGGAAGUGCAAAUUGUACCACUGUACGUUACAAACAAUAAAUCUGCUCAUCACUGUGCUAGCGCUGUCACGUCUAUUCAAACGGUCCGAAAAAUUCCACAUUUUUCAUAACACUAACUGUCUUUUGUCUUGAGAGUUCUUGCCACAGUCGUCCCUCGCUACAUCACGUUCGACCAACACUCCUUCACUCUGUCAUGUUUUUUUUUAAUUAUAUAAUUAAUAAAUGAUCGCCAUUUUGUGGUUGACUACAGCCUAUAUUAGCCAAAACCGUGCAUAUUUAAGCAAACUGUAUGUAUUUUUUGCCCCAAUUAAAUAUUUUCAAGCAUAAAAAUGGCUACCUGAACUAUAAUGUCAAUACAGUCGUCCCUCGUUGCGGUUGUUAUGGUUGACUAUGGCCUUUUAUUAGUCCAAAAAUACUGAAAUACUGAGUAUUCUGGUCUCUACUAGGUGUCAGUAAUGUUACAUUGAUGAGGUAUUACCUGCAUGGAGGCAGCCAUGGAUGCAGACUACAUGACAUAGUGAAAAAAAAAGUUCUCCUCCCACUCUGUGUGGAAGUGGUACGUUUUUGGCUUCUUAUUUUGUCCUUCUUCCCCACUCAGUUUCAAACCCUGACUGAAGCAGGAUUACAUUCCGACGUAUGUGUUAUUUUUGGGAAAUUUGUUGGCCGUGAAGUAGGGUAUCAGAGGGGUUGCAAGUGUGUCGUACUUAUGGAGCAAGUGAUUCGUGACACCCACGCGCUUGCUGCUCACGCACUCCUCCUCUGCCUUUCUCUUGCGAGCUGGCUCCAUGCAAGGUUUUCCUGCAUGCACGCAGAAAAUUAUUUGCAUCCCAAUUUUCAAAUCCAUGCAGGCCACGUGCGUGUCUCUUGCGAUUUUGCCCAUUUUUGCACGUAGCCGCCAACGAGUCCCCAUGCCACUGCUUUUUUCUUUAUAUCUCUACCGUAUAUUCCUGUUUAUAAAUGUCAAAUAGCUCCGGGAAAUCUGACACGGCAAGUAUUGCUUGCGAGAGCGUACUGAUUAGCAUCCUGUCCGCUCAUUGGUCGAUCAAUGAAACUCCCCGCUGAUUGGUCCUCCUCUGGGCGACGGCGCUAAAAAGUUCAACAUUUUUCAACUUUCUGGGAUAUGACGUGCACGACCACUAACUUUCACACGCACGAAUUUCGCGUGCCGCUUGGCGGGACGUUGACUCGUGAUAAUCGCCCUAUCUCGCAGGUUCCAUUGAAAAUGAAUGGAGUAGAGGCGAUGUCGCCUCCCGUGUGUGGGGGCUAUAAACCAUUAAGACCACCAUUCAGGUUGUGAAUGUAGUAUUCUACAUUGGCCACUCUCUGUCUGUAAUUGUUCGGUGAGACAAGCACCACCAACAAGCUUAAAACUUAACUCUGAACCCCCGACGUCACUUCCUGUCUGCCACCCAUUCUGCUCCUCUACUAAGUAAACUGUCUUAAAUGGCUCAUUUUCUCUGAUUACAUCGACUAUAUCGGGUAAUAGGAGUGUAAAGGUGACUCUAGGUAUGCUAUUUCAUGUCUAGAGGGCUCUAAUAAUGUUAAAAGGGGGAUUUAGAAAAUUGUAAACAGGUUUUCUAGGCCAUAACUACAAACAUUUUAUAAAGAAGUAAUCCUACUUUGAGGAAAUUCACUUAUCACGGUCAGGUCUGGAACCAAUCAACUGCGAUAAACGAGGGAUUACUGUAUUUCCGCAUUUCUUAACCAAUUCCUAUUCUAACGUGAAAUCAUUCAGCUCAUGCAGGGUAUCUGUUUUCCACAUUACAAAAAUUCACACUUUCCAAACAUAUAUUCAAGGGGUGUCACGAUACUCGGCUCAUGAGACGAGGCGAUAGACGAUAUUGGGUUCACAAGACGAUAUUUUAACAUUACUUAUUACAUAUAGGACUGGACAAGGUUUUUUUCUUUUUUUUUAUUCAACUGAGUCACAAAUCCAUGUAGGUACAUUUUGAAAUGUUUUAAAACUUUGCAUGCAUGACCUAAGCAUGACGCUUUUAACUGUACUGAACUUUUUUCCACAAAUUGAUGAAGUGAAGAGAAGUGAAAUGAUGAAGGUUAAAAUAGUGACGGCAGUUGUAGCUGCUACUACGAACCAUUUAUGUUGACGAGUAGCUACGUAAAGACAUGAAAAAUAGAUUGCAGAUAGUCGUACAUUAGUUUUUGGUUACGCUAAAAGAGCUACCGUUCCCAUGAUGCUUAGGGCGCUGAACCAGGAAGUAGUGAAGCAGAUACUGCUAUCACAUGUUUUGAUAGAACUCACAUCUGACAAAUCUUAAGUAACUUUAAUCAAAUGUAGAAUUACUACAGCUUCUGCUUAGACAUUAACACGGUGGCGGCUGUUCAACUCAAAAAACCAGUCACAUGUCAUAGGCGGGUGAUGCUGGGAACACCGAGGUAGGUUGGAUUGCAAGGUUUAUAGUGUGCGUAGAGCACUUAAUCCUGCCUUGCACACUACCACUUCCAUAGUAUGUGUUUUAUCAUUCACAGUAGCGAUGCCAUAGUUCACAGUCUGAUAGACUUCGGGCUGCCCUGUUCUGGCGAGACAGCUUUUCUCAAGAAUAUCGUCACGAUUUAAUCUCACCAGAUCUCUGUGCUCAAUUCCCCUUGACUACUUCUGCAUUUCUGAAACCAUUCCAACACCAAAUCCUGUCCUAUUUUCAAGUUUUGUCAACAUUUCAACAGUGUUAUCACUUAACAGGUAAAAUGACUCCAUAUUUUGGCCUGAAAGCUGGAAAUCUAUGUAAUCACGACAAACCAGUAUCAGUUAAAGGUGAGAGAGAUCGUGGUCCGUUUUACCUCGACAGGCUGUUCCUGUGUGACGUGUGGUUUAUUUUUAUUGUACAUGUACGUUGGGAGGGGCUGAGACAAAAGUGACAAUGGUAACAUUAAACUACCACAACAAACAACCUGUCAAUACGUAGCUAAGUCACGUGCAUUCUCCCAAUACAAGUGUCUAUACUGUACGUAAGAUUCUAUAGAGCAGACUGUGUUCACCCUUUUUCUCAAUGCAAAAGCUAAUGUUUUAUUUCUUCCAUCGCUAUUUCAUGCACUUUUACCGCCUAUUAAUAAAUAAUCUUUUGUACUAUUUGGAAUAGGUCAUGUUUAAAUUAUAAUAUUCGAUAAAUAAAUCUGUUCUUUAAUAGUUAUAUGCUUUAUUAAUUGUAUUAUUAUGUUUUAUGUGUGUGUGUGAUUUAUGUGAUGAUUAUGUAUGUUUGUUUUUUAUUUUUACGAUUAUGCAGUUUUAUUUUUUACAAAUAUUUAUUCAUUUAUUAUUUACGACGUUGUGUUGGGGACACGUUGGAAAAAAAACGGAGACUUACGAGAAUAAAGUGGUAAUAUUACGUGCCAUCAUGUCGUAUGUGUCGGGAAGGAAAAUAGAGCAUAGCUUUUAUUUAUAACGUGGCGCAGAACAGAGCACUUGCGUAUUUAGCAUUUAGAUUAGCAUGUCUAGCUAGCCCUUCUCGCUUGCGCCUUCCUUACCCCGCCCCCUCCACGAGCCCGAGACCAACCGUCACAUAAGUCUCCCCUUUUCAUAGCUGUCUCAGCACUUUACACUACGGGUUUUUUCUCGUACAUUUACGACUUUAUUCUCGAAAUCUCCGAUUAUUUUAACACUCCGUCGUAACAGGCAUUGCCAGAGACAGCUACGAAAAGGGGAGACUUAUGUGACCUUGGCUUUUUUUUUUUUUCUCGUAAAUGUACGACGUUUUUAAAAAUUUCUGAAAAAAACAGCCGUAAAUGUACGACUUUUUCCCUUGUAAAUUUACCACUUCGUUCUCGUAAAUGUACGAUUUCGGAUUCCGUUUUUUCAAUGUGGGCCUAAUACUCCCUCGUAAUUAUUCAUUGAUUAUUAAUGAUUGAUUCAUUAUAACGGUUUUGUUAUUAAUUAAACAACAGUUUUGUAUACAAUGUGUGUAUUAGAUGUUCAGACUUUAGGGACACCACGUAUAUCGUAGAAUUAAAUCUCAUUUCCCUUAUUCGAAUACUAUUAAAAGUGAUAUUGUCAUUGAGGUGUAUGAAUGAUUUUUGUCAAAGAGGAAACCUUUUUUUGUUUUCAAGGUAAACAUCAGUUACUGAGGUACUAGAUGGAAAUGUAUUUCGGACAACGAAAAGUAUUGUACUGUGUUGUCAGAGGUUCAUUUGUCUUUCUAUGUAUGCUGUUAUGCAGGGUGUCCUGAAAGUCGGGACACAUGGGCAAAAAUGCCGAUAUUAUAUUGUAUUACAAAAAAAUCAUUGAAUUUAAAACAUAUUUUUAUUCAUGAUAUUAUUAUAUGCAAUAUUUUGUACUACUGUAAAAUAUGUCAUUAUUGUAUUUGUAUUUAUGAAUGUGUUUAAAUGACACAUUUGUUGUGUAAUGCAUGUAAACUAUAUUAUGUGUGUAUAUCACAGUAUAUGUCCAGACCUUAGGCUCACCUUGUAUUACUGAUUGCGUUUUGAUAACCCAUGGCCUACUAUAGCUAACGCUAUAUAACGCUCAAUGCUAUACAGUCAAGCUGUUGUCAUUAAAAAUAAUAAUAAUAAUACAAAACUGGAGAGCACAAGUGUAAACAAUUGCUCCUUUUCAGUCCAACCCAGCCGACAUAAAUGCUGAUUACUUUGCUUUGUCCUUCGUGCUUUGUGAACCACUACACCACCAACUACCCAUAUUUUGGUCACUCAAUCAGAGCUUUCCCUACUUCACUUCUGACUGCGCCGUCUUAUUUCUAUGUGGUUUCGUUUUCCUAGUCACAAACCACACGUUUUGCUUUUUGCGCUUAGCAUGCAAGUAUAAAAAAAUAUCAUUCAAAAACAUAUGUUAAUACAGUAAAAUACUAGGGACCCCAUUAUGUAUUUUUAUGAACACCGUCCGAAUUUCGUCCGUACUACGGAGCACCGAUUCACGAUCAAAAGGUACCAUGUUUCGGUAUUGCACUUUUUUGGGGAUUUUUGCCCAUCGUCCACAAUCCUUAUGUCAAAGAUGACCACAAGUAUUUCCGUUUUCUGUGCGUUCUAAAGAGAGAAAAACAGUUGGGCGCAUGUGGGCGCUAACAAUGCAUGUAACGGGACACACAUAUUCUGACUAUAAAGCCCUAAAAAAUCCCUCCAAAAAACGGCAACAAUGUUCUAUUUCCAUAGCUGACCUGUAUGUAAACCAAGCUACAGCGACAUUGUUAUUGUAGCAGCGAACACGAAGAACUACCUUUCUGGCGUAGUGACACAGUGCCUCACGCCACUUCCAAAACAGUGCGACUGGGGACUGAAUGGGGAAACAAAAACAAGCAUAUGAACAACUACGAAUUAACAACCAUAUUAUCUGUAAAGUAGUAGCCCACAUUCCAUGUUUGGGUUGUACACAGCUGGAUGGACUGUUGUGAUAUGAUGUGCCAUGCGCUCCAUGUAUCACAAUCAAUAUCAUGACACUUGUCUGUCUGGUCCAGCUGGUCUGGGUUGUCUUUCCCAGUUUAUUUUGGGUAAGUGGAUUGGGUUUGUUAGCAUUAACAACUCUUCUUUUGUUGUGAUGCAAUCUCUCGGAGCAAUGUCCUCCUCGCCGUACACACGAAGCCUUUCCAUCGAUGGUAGCACCGUAUGCCACUCCGUGCAGCAAGUCAUGCCGUUCCGGACUCUGUGGCCCCCUGUCUACUCAGACACCUCACUCUCUCCUCUUGCACUCAGCUUCGAAAACCGGUAGCUCAUCCUCCAUAUAGUCAGGCUCAAAACGAUACGGUUGUGGAUCCUCAUUUGUCCAAAAGUAGUCGUCUGUGGCGGCAGCUCUCACGAAGUCUGCCGUGAUUAGUAGUAGCAAAUACACACGCGCUUUCUACGCCGCUGUUGUUGACGGAAGUAGCAUUAGUUUCUACUGUAUCUACCAGGAAAGAAUUUCCGGUAAUGUUUAAAAUGACCAAAAUAAGGCAAAAUACUGUAAGUUUGACAUGAUAUCAUGAAAACAUGCUGUUUUUCUCUAUUUAGAACGCACAGAAAAGGGAAACGCAUGACGUGUUUUUAGACAUCAGUUAUCCACUUGGCAAUGUUUACUUACUCAUCCCCUGUCUGCCUCAGCAACCACAUGGCCUGUAAUGCUUUGAUUGGUUGAUUGGACGACACAAAGACGAAAUCAUUAUUAUUAUUAUUAUUGCUAUUAUUAUUAUUAUCAAAAAUCUGGUUUUACUUGACACAUUUGCACCAUUUAAUGACUCGUAUGCAGUGUAAAGUUACACCUUAAACCACACGCCUUCAUUUUAGGCCAUGGCUCCCAAUAAGACCUACAUAGGCACUCUUGCAAAGCUGUCCCUCUUGAAAGGUGACCUUUAAAAUCAGUUGUAUCAUGCCCUUAAACGUACAGUAUAAAUAAACCGUGCGCUCCCCGUUUCUCACACCUUUGUCAUCAAUUUCAUGAACCUUCUUGUGAUGUGGAACACAAAGCCGCAAAGAUGUCCCUCUGUGGGAUUGUGGGGGACCAAAGAAUUCUGAACAGAGCAGAAAGGAUCCACAUGGGAGCUCAUUUAAAAGCAACAUAUUUUUCAUAAAGCCUUGCUCGGACUCACAGCAAUUUUCAAAGAGAAGUAAAAGCAAAGUAAAAGUAAGUACAGCUGAACUGCGUCGGCAAACUUCACAGGGCCGCUCAUAAAAAUGUUUGAAAUUUGUGCUCUCCAUGUUUUGAUGUUAUGGGUUAAUGUCAUAUUGUAUGGGUGAAGAUAAACAAGCUAAUAAUGAUCAAGUGUGAUGGUGUGAAUGUUGAAGAGCAUUACACUCUUGUUAUUCUGCACCACAAUUCUUCUAAUUAUUCUUAUUCCGUCCCGUUUUUUAAAGCUGCUGUCACAUUCCUCAACCCAUCUAAAGCAUUCCGUCAUCCGUCAUGUUCCGAUGGCGAGGUAUUGACAAGUUCCCACAAAUUCACGUUUUGUCCAGUUCCACAUUUUCUGUGACGACAUUACCAUUGAAAAUGAAUGGAAUCAAAGCAUUUUUACAAGUUCCGCAUCGUCACAUUGCUCAACCGAUUCAAACCAUUCCAGCAUCAAAACCGCCAGCUCACACAGGACAUUCCGACUACCAAUAUUUAGCAUUCCCAAAAUUCCAAUUUUCCCUGAAACUCCCCAUUUUCCGUAGCUAAACUCAUCUUAACUCAUUCAAUACCAAAGACGUAUUUAUACGUUUUUUUAAACCCAAACACUCGCUCCCGAAGACGGGUCUUUUUUGCUACGAGACGCAAAAAGAGGUGAUGACGCAACUGCAGAUUAAAAAAGUCGCUUUUCAAGCAGUUGUAAGCCAUAAAAACGGCCACAAGGUGGCAGAAGUGCAUUUGAUAAGGCAUUGGCAUAAGGAAUCAUAAGGUGUUGAUCUUUUAUGCAGUCAUAGAAAAAAUGAUUAGACCAUCCUUGUUUCUUUAGUUUCUUGUUCUUUUUAGUCCCUGAUACAACUAAAGGUACUUUUGUUUGGACAAAUAUAACAAUGACAACAAAAAUAGCUCAAUUAAUUCAAUUUUAUGGCAGUACAAUGCUAUAGCUAUUCAUGUAGGAACUGAAGUGAUUUUGGUUAUUAUCAAGAAAACCAUGGAAGUUUCUAGAUAUCAGCUCUUAAAUUAAACUCUUACGAGUUAUAUUUGUUAUCAUCAUUAUAUUUGUCCAAACAAAAGUAGCUUUAGUUGUACCAGGCAUCAAAAUGGAUCAAUAAACUGAAGAAACAAGGGUGAUCUACUCAUUUUUUCCACAACUAUAUGUAUUUACACACUCAACAGCAAGGAGGAAGUGGAAGAGCAUGGAGGAGUGUAGCGUCCAGAAGGUUACGCUUUGUAGGGAAACUUUAACACGUGCACACGCACACACACACAGUUUACUUCCAAAUGUGAAAAUUGUAAAUAGUUCAUGGUGUUCUAGUUGCAAAUAAAUUUUUAUUUUGAUGUAAAACCACCCUUUUUGGUGUCUAAUAUGGCUGGUGCUGAAGGGGUUGUCUUUUGAAAAAUGGUUGGGAUUGAAUGGUCCGAUUCAAAACAUUCAGUCAAGUUUGACUUACUUCCCAAAAUUCCACGUUUUUACAAGCCCAAAUUCCGUUUGAUCUUGAGAAUUCUCACUACUGUCACAUUUCUCAACCCGUUCAAAGCAUUCCAUCAUCACAAUGUUCCACUCAUUCAGGACACGAUGGCGAGGUGUUGACACGUUCCCAAAAAUUCCCAUGUUUUCUGUAAUUCCACAUUUUCUGUGACAAUAUUACCAUUGAAAAUGAAUGCAUGUAUACAAGUUCCACAUUUCUCAACCAAUUCAAACCUUUCCAACCUCAAAGCCUUUGGCUCACUCAGGACAUCCCGACUACCAAUAUUGCACCUACCCAAUAUUCAAAUUUUCCCCAAAGUUCCAAAUUUUCUACAAAAAAUUCUCUUUGAACUUGAGAAUUUGUUCUACUUCCCAAUUUCUUAACCAAUUCAUAACAUUCUGCGCAUUUUCGACUUACUUCCCAAAAUUCCACGUUUUCCAAGGCCAAAUUCCCUUUGAUCUUGAGAAUUCUUACUACUGUCCCGUUCAAAGCAUUUCAUCAUCAAAAUGUUCCGCUCAUCCAGGACACAAUGGCGAGGUAUUGACACGUUCCAAAAAAUGGAAAUUAAUGGAAUGAAUGCGUUUGUACAAGUUCCACAUUUGUCAACCAAUUCGAACCAUUCCAAAUUCAAAACCUUCAGCUCACUCAGGACAUUUGGGCUUUUAAUAGUCCCCAUUUUCCACAGCAACAUUCCCUUUGAGGUUAAGAAUUCUCACUGCUUCCCAAUUCAAAACAUUCACGGCAUAUUCGACUGAUUUCCCGGAAAUUCCACAUUUUCCAAGCCCAAAUUUCCUUUGAUCUUGAGAAUUCUGACUACUUUGACAUUUCGCUACCCAUUCAAAGCAUUCCAUCAUCAAAACAUUCAGCUUAUUCAGGACGUUCAGGCUAGCUAUCACGAGCAGCAGUGGCUCAGGAGGUAGAGCAGGUCGUCCGGAAACAGUUACUGUUGUUGGGCAAGACACUUCACCCCCCUUGCCUCUGGUGCUACUGAACGUUUGGUGGUCUUAGCGCUUAUAUUUUCCCACAUUUCAGCCCAUUCAAACCAGUCCAGUGUCAAAACAUUCAGGGUAAGAAUUUUCCACAUCCCCCAACUUGCAAAUUCCACAUUUUACACACUUCAGCUCUUCAGCAUUCACACGUAAUUUCCACAGAAAAGGCCUUCUCUACUUUUUGUAUAUGAUCCAUCAAUACUUAGAAUGAUUUUAUUCUAUUUGCCAAACCAUCAGACCACUAUUGUUAUCUCCAUGAAGCAAACGUUUAUAUGAUGUGAACUGUGCGAAUAAAAAUAUACAAUUUCUUGAUACAGACACCUGUCAGGUUGUCACUCGCUCUUUCCAGGAGGUUGAUGACGCUGUCAGAGCUCAUUUACGGUGUUCACAUUCUUGUCUAGUGAAACUUGAAUGAUUGAAGCGCUGUCUCUCACCUUUCAGGCUCUUAGUCUCUGUUGUUCUACGUGGACUUUAUGUGAAGUUUCUCACACACGUAAUUUAAGACACACAGCAAGCGUGUGCACGGAAGCACACGGGAAACCCGCAGGGAUUUUUGGCGGAUUCGCACAGACUUCUAAAGCCAUUAAGUUUUGCACUUUUUGUGAUUACAAGUUUUGUCACUUUGGUUCAACUCUCAUCCUUGAUCAUGCAUCCUGCAAAUGUUCUAGUACACCUGAGCCCCAGCGGUGGGUUUGGAGCUCCACCCUUACCCUCCGGCCCCUGCUGCUCUCCGUUUCCUUCUUCCCCCUCUGGGGCCUAUUCUCUGCAGCAUCACCGGGUAUGAAACAAGCCUCGGAGGGUGCGAGACGGUUAAGCUGAGACGAGAGGAAGCGGUUAUCGGCCGUGAUUGGCGACACACUGGCACAGCUCCACGGGUCCUGUCUCUCACUGCCUCCCUUGGAAGGGAGGGGCGGGGCUGAGCGACUACAAAGCAGUGCUGAAUUUACAGUGAGAUCCAACCUCACCUAUUGUGAACUCUUCCGUCGUCUGUUUUACAGUGUUUCCCCCAAUUGCUUUAAAACCUCCACACAUUUUCUCAAAACAAAAUGAAAAAAUGAUUUUAUGAAAUUAUUUUAUGAAAACCUUUCACACCGAAGCUGUCGGCGACGACCAGAUUGGCAGUGCUAUUUUGAAACUAUUCACGCAACUGAAAUAAUUCCAAUAGUUUCUGAGACUAGAGGCGCUGCGCUCUGUACCCCAAAGGACUGCGCCGUAGCAGCGCCAAAAACCAAGACAUUGUUACAAAGCAGAGUGGGGGGUUUGUUUACGAAGGCGCGUGAGCAGGUGUGAUGAAGGGGGACGAAGGAGCAAGCUUUUUAUAUGACAAAGUUACAAUGAGGUGUUUCAUGUGUUGUUGUGAUUUUUCUUGACUGCAAACAUGUUGACUACUUUGAUAAACAGCUGAUUUGAGGAGGGAGGAAAUCAUCUGAAUCCUAGGAAGUACAGUGGUGGGAAAAAGUGUUUGCCUCCUUCCUGAUUUCUUAUUUUUUUGCAUGUUUGUCAAAUUUAAAUGUUUCAGAUCAUCAAACAAAUGUCAAUCUUAGUCAAUGACAACACAACUGAACACAACAUGAAGUUUUUUAAUUUUUAUUAUUAAGGCAGGCAGAAAAAAUCCAAACAUACAUGGCAUUGUGUGAAAAAGUCUGGAAAAGGUUAUAAAGCUGUUUCUAAGGCUUUGGGACUCCAGCAAACCACAGUGAGAGCCAUUAUCCACAAAUGGCGAAAACAUGGAACAGUUGUGAACCUUCCCUGGAGUGGUUGGCCAACCAAAAUGACCCCAAGAGCGCAGCAAAGACUCACCCAAGAGGUCACAAAAGACCCCACAACAACAUCCAAAGAACUGCAGGCCUCACUUGCCUCAGUUAAGGUCAGUGUUCAUGACUCCACCAUAAGAAAGACACUGGGCAAAAAUGGCCUGCAUGGCAGAGUUGCAAGACCAAAACAACUGUUGUAUAAAAAGAACAUUAAGGCUCAUCUCAAUUUUGCUAGAAAACAUCUUGAUGAUCCCCAACACCUUGGGGAAAAUACUCUGUGAU